UUUCAACACUUAGAAGUUAGAACUUGAACACCUGUGUUUGUAUUUAUCAUGUUCGUUGGACAGUAUUUAUUUUUAUUUAUUGAAAUUAUUUGAUAGUGUUUAAAUGUUGAUGUUCGGACGUUCUACAGUUAAUGAAAAAUAUUAAAAUGAAUGAAAGCGAUUCAUAUGUAAAUAACAUCUUACAAGACGUUGAUCAAAUUUCCACGGAUACAAUAUGUAUUACGGCUAUGAACUGCAAUCACGAAAAAUCUGAUAACGUGGAGAAAGCAAGCGCAGUCUGGACAUACAGUGCUACUUUAAAACUACUUAAAUUAUAUGAAAAUAAGUUGGAAAUGUUGGAAACACCCAAAAAGAAAACCAGAAUUUGGAAUGCCAUAUCUGAAAGUUUAAAAGAUUACAACAUUGAGAUGACUUCAGAUCAAGUAAGAUGGAAGAUAAAUGCGCUAACAAAGAAAUAUAAGCAAUGUGUUGAUACAGGCCAUCAUAUGAAAUUUAAAUAUUUUAAGGAAAUGGAUAGUAUUUAUGCACAAUAUAAUGUGGAUUGUGACACAUUUACCAUUGGGGAUAUUAUACAUAAAAAAAAAGAUGGUAAGCAACCAUACAUAAAAGACUCAUCAAUAAAAAUCAAUGUAGAAAGUAAAGCAAUGAUUGAACUUAGAAAAAUACGACUGGCAAAUAGGAUCGAAUCUGAGAGGUCCCAAAGUAAAAUUAAUUUGGAGAAGCAAUGGCUUGAAUACUUAAAACGACAGGAACAGAAUAAGUUACUGCAAGAUGCUUUAUUUGAACGGAACUUAAAGAUAAAAGAAGAAGAUUUACAAUUACGUAGGCAAGAAAUAGAAAUGAAAGAAUCUAUAGAGAUGAGAAAGUUACAAUUAAAAGAACAAGAACAAGAUGGUUUGUUAUUAAUAGAAAGAGAAAAAUGUGAAAUGCUUAAACAAAUCUUUGCAGAUAGAAUUAUAUCAUAAAAUAUUAUUUCAUGAUACCUAUGGGAAACUGUUUAUUAAUUACAUUAAAACUAUUAUUAUUGUGUCAAUAAUAUUGAGUUUAUAAAAAUUAUAUUAGAAAAUAUUUCUCUUAGUUUUGUGUAGAUAAGGAGAGGUGUCUCUUAAAGGUCUUCACAAAAAAGUUUCUACUAAAAUGUUUGAAAUAAAGGUUCCAUAUAUUGUUGGCCUCCCUCAUGCAUUACUUAUUUUUGGGGUAUUACCCGAAAUUAGUGCAUUUCUUUAAAUUAAAUUUUAAGCUAUAAUAUAUUAAUUAAAUAUCCAGCAGAGCCACCUCAAUUUCAUACAUUUUAAGGUCCUCUUUUUACUCAAAAAGAUA
Vanessa atalanta (red admiral) is the source of this 1320-nucleotide messenger RNA. RefSeq lists its product as uncharacterized. The record is from RefSeq and is a predicted model, not a curated record. The transcript has 4 exons. NCBI's taxonomy places the organism in Eukaryota, Metazoa, Arthropoda, Insecta, Lepidoptera, Nymphalidae. The coding region runs from base 132 to 965 and encodes 277 amino acids.